AUGUAUUGCACUUAACAUAAUAAUCAAGUAACAUUGAUAUGCAUAGCUCCUCAUUAGAAUUAUUGCUAAAGGAGACUUUGCUCUGAAUGCCAAGAUGAACAUAAAGUAUAUAGUCAAUACAUAUUUUCGAUUAAAAAAUUUUAAAAAUUGGUUGAUAAGAAAUUAGAGGAAUUAAAGCUAGAUAAAUUUACUGAAAUACAAACUUAAAGAAAGAAGUUUUAAUCAUUAAUUUCUGAGAACCAAAUCAGGCUAUAAAAAAUUUUGGUUGAAUUAUCAGAAUCAAUAUAAUAGAUUUAUGACGCAAUUGAAAGUGAAAAUACUUCUUAUUUGACAAUAAUAAAAGAAGGGAAUCCAAUAGAAUUAUCAAAUACAGAUUUCGAAAGAUUAGUCUAAAUUGUUAUAGGAAAAGCAUUAGAUGUAAGGAAAGAUUUUACAAAUUCUUUUUUGGCAAGCUUGGAAAAGAAGUAGAACUAGUUGGAGCAAGAAACCAAAGCCUUUUCAGAAACGUUGAAGAAGAAAAUGAUAGAGAAAAUAUCAAAGAUUUAGUAGGCCUAUAAUUCAGAAUUAAGGAUUUAACCUAUUUAGAUAAUAGAAUAAGGUUAUGAACGAAAAGAAAAUGUAUAUGAUGUAUUAGAAUUAACAAAAAAAAUUGAUGAAUAGUUCCUUAAAGGAAUUAUUAAAAAGGUAAGAAAAGAGAAAAUCACAGAUUGUAUAGAAUUUCUUAUAAAUCUAUGUAAGAAUAGUAAUAUGUAUAAACUUUAGAGAAAUUUUAUCACUAAUAUUAUUUAAAAUAUUGGUGAUAUUAACUUUAAUAAGGAAAAUUAUUCAACUAUAGAAUAUUAAUAAAUUAGAAAGGAUUUAAUUAAAUAAAUAGCAGGUGAUGGCAAGAUAGUCAAUUUUUUAAUGUUUCUUGUUCAACUCACUGCUGUUGACGAGAAAUUUAUUCAAUCUGGAUCUAAUUCACUCAAUUUAUUAGUAGAGAUGAAAGUAAAUAUGAAAGAACAAAACUUUGAAAAUAUCAGGAUUAAGGAUAGUUCUUUGAUAGGUGGAAAUUUUUUAAGAUGCAAUUUCAAUGGGUCCCAUUUUGAUAAUGUUGAAAUUAGUGGAGUGAACUUGAAUUAAGCCUAAUUAUUCAAUUGUAAAUGGAGAAAAAUAAAAAUUAAUGAGGAGGAAAAAAAAUUAGAUGGUCAUUUAAGUUAUGUUUAAUCAGUUUGUUUCUCUCCUGAUGGAACUAUAUUAGCAUCUGGUAGUUAUGAUGGCUCUAUUCGUUUUUGGGAUGUCAGAACUGGAUAAUAAUAAGCCAAAUUAAAUAGUCAUGGUGAUGAUUAAUCUCCUUUUGUUUGUUAAAUCUGUUUCUCACCUGAUGGUACUACAUUAGCAUCUGGUUGUUAUGAUAACUCUAUCCGUUUAUGGGAUGUUUAGACAUGCUAAUUAAAAGGCAAUUUACAAAAUCAUAAUGCUCCAGUUUAUUCAGUCUGUUUCUCUCCUGAUGGUACUACAUUAGCAUCUGGGAGUUAAGAUAAUUCUAUUUGUUUAUGGGAUGUUAAACUUGGAUAAAAAAAAUGCAAACUAGAAGGUCAAAAUCAUUAUGUUUAUUAUGUCUGUUUCUCUCCUGAUGGUACUAUAUUAGCAUCUGGGAGUGAUGAUAACUCUAUCCGUUUAUGGGAUGUUAGGGCUGGAUAAUAAAAAGCCAAAUUAGAUCAUUCAGAAGCAGUUAAUUCAAUUUGUUACUCUCCUGAUGGUACUACAUUAGCAUCUGGUAGUGAUGACAAGUCAAUCCGUUUAUGGGAUGUUAAGACAGGAUAAUAAAAAGCCAAAUUAGAUGGUCAUUCUGAUUGUGUAAGAACAAUUUGUUACUCUCCUGAUGGUACUACAUUAGCAUCUGGUAGUUNAAGCUUGGAAAAGAAGUAGAACUAGUUGGAGCAAGAAACCAAAGCCUUUUCAGAAACGUUGAAGAAGAAAAUGAUAGAGAAAAUAUCAAAGAUUUAGUAGGCCUAUAAUUCAGAAUUAAGGAUUUAACCUAUUUAGAUAAUAGAAUAAGGUUAUGAACGAAAAGAAAAUGUAUAUGAUGUAUUAGAAUUAACAAAAAAAAUUGAUGAAUAGUUCCUUAAAGGAAUUAUUAAAAAGGUAAGAAAAGAGAAAAUCACAGAUUGUAUAGAAUUUCUUAUAAAUCUAUGUAAGAAUAGUAAUAUGUAUAAACUUUAGAGAAAUUUUAUCACUAAUAUUAUUUAAAAUAUUGGUGAUAUUAACUUUAAUAAGGAAAAUUAUUCAACUAUAGAAUAUUAAUAAAUUAGAAAGGAUUUAAUUAAAUAAAUAGCAGGUGAUGGCAAGAUAGUCAAUUUUUUAAUGUUUCUUGUUCAACUCACUGCUGUUGACGAGAAAUUUAUUCAAUCUGGAUCUAAUUCACUCAAUUUAUUAGUAGAGAUGAAAGUAAAUAUGAAAGAACAAAACUUUGAAAAUAUCAGGAUUAAGGAUAGUUCUUUGAUAGGUGGAAAUUUUUUAAGAUGCAAUUUCAAUGGGUCCCAUUUUGAUAAUGUUGAAAUUAGUGGAGUGAACUUGAAUUAAGCCUAAUUAUUCAAUUGUAAAUGGAGAAAAAUAAAAAUUAAUGAGGAGGAAAAAAAAUUAGAUGGUCAUUUAAGUUAUGUUUAAUCAGUUUGUUUCUCUCCUGAUGGAACUAUAUUAGCAUCUGGUAGUUAUGAUGGCUCUAUUCGUUUUUGGGAUGUCAGAACUGGAUAAUAAUAAGCCAAAUUAAAUAGUCAUGGUGAUGAUUAAUCUCCUUUUGUUUGUUAAAUCUGUUUCUCACCUGAUGGUACUACAUUAGCAUCUGGUUGUUAUGAUAACUCUAUCCGUUUAUGGGAUGUUUAGACAUGCUAAUUAAAAGGCAAUUUACAAAAUCAUAAUGCUCCAGUUUAUUCAGUCUGUUUCUCUCCUGAUGGUACUACAUUAGCAUCUGGGAGUUAAGAUAAUUCUAUUUGUUUAUGGGAUGUUAAACUUGGAUAAAAAAAAUGCAAACUAGAAGGUCAAAAUCAUUAUGUUUAUUAUGUCUGUUUCUCUCCUGAUGGUACUAUAUUAGCAUCUGGGAGUGAUGAUAACUCUAUCCGUUUAUGGGAUGUUAGGGCUGGAUAAUAAAAAGCCAAAUUAGAUCAUUCAGAAGCAGUUAAUUCAAUUUGUUACUCUCCUGAUGGUACUACAUUAGCAUCUGGUAGUGAUGACAAGUCAAUCCGUUUAUGGGAUGUUAAGACAGGAUAAUAAAAAGCCAAAUUAGAUGGUCAUUCUGAUUGUGUAAGAACAAUUUGUUACUCUCCUGAUGGUACUACAUUAGCAUCUGGUAGUUAUGAUAACUCUAUCCGUUUAUGGGAUGUUAAGAUAGGAUAAUAAAAAGCCAAAUUAGAUGGUCAUUCAAGUGCAGUUAAUUCAAUUUGUUACUCUCCUGAUGGUACUACAUUAGCAUCUGGUAGUUCUGAUAACUCUAUCCGUUUAUGGGAUGUUAAGACAGAAGAAGAAACCUCAUCUUAAAAUAAUAGUUAUAAAGAUAUUUUAGCAUCUUUAAAACAUUCAACAAUUUCAAAUAAUGUUCUUCCAGAAAGUAGUAUUUAUUUUUCACUAUUCUUAGCUGCCCCUUAUAUUACAAUUCUAAAAAUUUCCUAGAAUCCAAAUUUAGAAGCUUAAGGAGCUCUAAUAUUGAAAGGAGAAUUUGCUGAUUUGAAAGGAUAAGAUUUAAAAUCAUUAUUUAAAUCUAAAGGUAGUUUGAUUUUAGAGAAUGAACUAAAAAUUAUACACAAUUGAUC
This is a messenger RNA of Paramecium octaurelia, 3788 nucleotides long. The record is from the annotation of a GenBank genome assembly. Lineage: Eukaryota; Ciliophora; Oligohymenophorea; Peniculida; Parameciidae.